This is a messenger RNA of Asterias rubens (European starfish), 1866 nucleotides long. RefSeq lists its product as uncharacterized. Bases 67 to 513 code for a protein of 148 amino acids. The transcript has 4 exons. Gene Ontology annotation, cellular component: membrane. The record is from RefSeq and is a predicted model, not a curated record. Gene Ontology annotation, biological process: G protein-coupled receptor signaling pathway. Lineage: Eukaryota; Metazoa; Echinodermata; Asteroidea; Forcipulatida; Asteriidae. Gene Ontology annotation, molecular function: G protein-coupled receptor activity.
AUCCUUGUCACAAGCAGUUAACAACCAUCUGUUCAAAGCAGCAAGCAGUCCAGAUCUCAACCAUCCAUGCUCAAUUUUCAAGAAAGAAGAGCUCCAGUCGUUGCUGUUCUAAUUACCCUAAUGACACAUGAAGACAGCUAUCACAAUGAAAACUAUUGUUUGAUCACUUUUGGUCUACCAAUGUACCUGGGUCUCUUUACACCUAUGGCUGUUCUCCUCAUCAUCAACAUCAUCUUGUAUCUCCUGACCAUACACAGCCUUCUCAAGGUCCAAGAAAUGUCUCGAGUCCGGAAGAUUGCCAAACGCCUCCAGAACACAAUUGGUGUCUCCACCCUCACGAGCCUGAGCUGGUGUUUUGGAUUUCUGGUUCUUGUAACAGGCAUGCCCACUUACGAGGUCAUCUUUCGUACUGUCAGCUCAGUGCAGGCGGUGUUUGUAUGCAUCAUGUGCUGUGUUCAACAAAAAGAGGUUUGCCACAGUGUUGUUUGCCGGUCAGAGUGUGCAUGCUGUUGAAGGAAUCAAAGCCCAGGCAGAGCUCCAGAACAACCAUCCAUACACUCCAUCCAGCCAGGAUGUAUUUACACCUCUAUAAAGGUUUAUUUAAAAAAAAGGUUUUAGCCUUACACCGUUGAUUUUUUAGCACUCAGUGUAUACUUAAAAAGUUCAGUGAACAGCAAUCAGUGGCAUUUUACCAGGAUGGGAUACAAACCCAUGACCUUUGAAUUCUAGAGCAGGACAUGUCUUACCAACUAGACCGCCGAGAUUGCCAGGUAGCUAGCGGUAGUUCGAAUCAUGUCUUUAAGCAGCAGGUACAAAACGAUUUAGUAGAUGUUGACUUUAUCGGGAUAAAGAAUAUUAGUUUGGUUUUACCCCCAACAUUGAGGUGUGCAAGCACUGUAUACCCAGUACUUUCCCGAGUUCUGUGGAAAAAAAAUCUCAGACAUGCUACUGUGGUGGGAGUAGUUUAGGAAUGAACAAAGAAAAAAUUACUUGAAAAGGAUUUGAGCCUGCGCCCCCUCUGAAUUAAUAUUCUGGCCCUCUUCCAAAUGAGCUAUCUAAUCUUGGUAGUAGAGUCCUCUUUUGUCGGUAUCUUUUUAUGGGUGCCAGUUAGAAGCCAUACAACCUUAAACGGCCAGGGAUCACACCCAAAUCUCAAUUUGAGAAGCGGCAGCAGAGUGAUCAUCUCAAGGGGAUUUCCUUAUCAUACAAACAUGUAUUUAAUUUCUAACCUUUUAGUAAAAGAACGAUUGAAGUUACUAAACUUUCCAUAGACAACUUAAGUUGACUACAUCCUACCCUCUCUUCUAUGUCAAUGGCGACUUUCAUUGAUAAAGCUUACAUGAAAAAUAACCACUCAACUUAAACCUGAGAUUAAUUUAAAAGCUGUAGCUUUGUCCAUAGUGCUGAAAUGAAAUGAGUUUGCUAUAAUGUGAUCCUCUAAAAACUAAGGAAUGGACUUGGAAUAACGAGGGGUUAACUAUGUCAAAACAAUUUAAAUUGUCUUUUUCUGUUGAAACAAGUGAUGUAAAUGAUGGUUUGAUUUUGUUAAGUAUAUUAGAAGUGUGUAAUGUUUCACUGUUUGUCAGUUCAUCAUUGGCAAUUAAUUAGGCCUAUUUCAAAACAAUUUGGUGACAAGACUUAAGUUAAAUAUUAUUUGGGGGGUUUUGAAAAAGAAGUUGUAUUUUGUUUAGGAUAUUAGAAGUAUGUCGUAGUUUUCACUGUUUGUAACGAGUUUGAUUAUCAAUUUGGGUGAAAAGGACAAAAAUUUACUGAUGCAACAUUCUGCGACCUCUGGGUUAAAGGCAGUGGACACUAUUGGUAAUUACUCAAAAUAAUUAUUGGCAUAAAACCUUUCUUGCUGACGAG